GUACAAUGAGAGAAACCUGGGAUUGAAUCUUGGCUCUGGAAAUUAUUAGCUAUGAAAGUUGCUAUAAAGGUGAAAUAAGUGAGUGGCAUGAACACACGGCUGACCAGUUUGUCACUGUCUUCUGAUUCACUACUAGAGAAUUACGCACUGCUGAAUAUAUGUCGUACAGUAUAUACAAGAGCACAGUUAACAUCCCCUUGAGUCAUGGUAUUGUUCAUUCUUUUUGUCAUAAUAUGAACUGUAACUUUAUGCAUAUCUUCAAGUUUGUUCUAGAUUUCAACAUGAAGAAUGUCACUGAAGUUACCUUAUUUGUACUGAAGGGCUUCACAGACAAUCUUGAACUGCAGAUCAUCUUCUUCUUCCUGUUUCUAGCAAUCAACCUCUUCACUCUCAUGGGAAAUUUGGGACUGAUUUUACUGGUCAUUAGGGAUUCCCAGCUCCACAAACCCAUGUACUAUUUUCUGAGUAUGUUGUCUUCUGUGGAUGCCUGCUAUUCCUCAGUUAUUACCCCAAAUAUGUUAGUAGAUUUUACGUCAAAGAAUAAAGUCUUUUCAUUCCUUGGAUGUGUAGCACAGGUGUUUCUUGCUUGUAGUUUUGGAACCACAGAAUGCUUUCUCUUGGCUGCAAUGGCUUAUGAUCGCUAUGUAGCCAUCUACAACCCUCUCCUGUAUUCAGUGAGCAUGUCACCCAGAGUCUACCUGCCACUCAUCAAUGCUUCCUAUGUUGCUGGCAUUUUACAUGCUACUAUACAUACAGUGGCUACAUUUAGCCUAUCCUUCUGUGGAUCCAAUGAAAUUAGGCGUGUCUUUUGUGAUAUCCCUCCUCUCCUUGCUAUUUCUUGUUCUGACACUCACACAAACCAGCUUCUACUCUUCUACUUUGUGGGCUCUAUUGAGCUGGUCACUAUCCUGAUUGUUCUGAUCUCCUGUGGUUUGAUUCUGUUGGCCAUUCUGAAGAUGUAUUCUGCUGAAGGGAGGAGAAAAGUCUUCUCCACAUGUGGAGCUCACCUAACUGGAGUGUCAAUUUAUUAUGGGACAAUCCUCUUCAUGUAUGUGAGACCAAGUUCCAGCUAUGCUUCGGACCAUGACAUGAUAGUGUCAAUAUUUUACACCAUUGUGAUUCCCUUGCUGAAUCCCGUCAUCUACAGUUUGAGGAACAAAGAUGUAAAAGACUCAAUGAAAAAAAUGUUUGGGAAAAAUCAGGUUAUCAAUAAAGUAUAUUUUCAUACUAAAAAAUAAAUUUAAAAAAGGUGAGGGUGAUACUCUGCACCUCAAUACCAAGAAUGUGUCAUUGUGGUGUUAUGAUAUAUGUUGGUUUUCAUCCAGGGUUCCUGGCUCAUAAUUCCCAUAGCCUUUGUUACAGUCUUUUGUUAUAAUGUUGGGUGUUAUGCCUCAGGGGCAGGCCUUUUACCUUCUCCUGCCCUCCUUUCACUUGCACCAAGGCUGGGUUCCAAUGUUUGCCUUACUGAUUGUGAAUCUUAAGACUCUCCCAUAUACCUUCGGGGAGGGAAUGCUGAUGCCUUGAAGCUUCCAUAGAACCUAGGAAGAUAGGGUUCAGUGAGCUUCUGGGGAGCAGAACAAAUGGAAGUUCCUAGAGGGUGGCAUGGUCAAGGAGGGCAUGGAAGCUCUGCACCCCUUUCCUUAUACUUUGCCCUACACAUAUCUUCACCAGUGUCCUUUGCAAUAUCCUUUUCAAUAAGCCAGUAAUAUGUUUCCCUGAGUUUUGUGAGCUGCUUCAGUAAUUUAAUGAAACCCAAAGAGGGGGUCAUGGGAGAUCCAACUUGAAGCAGGUUGGUCAAAGUUUCAGAGACCCGAAUUUGUGACUGGUGUUGUCAGGGGGCAGUUUUGGGGACUGAACCCUCAACCUAUGGGAUCUGACACUAUCUCUGGGUAGAUAGUGUUGCAACUGAAUUAGAGGAUACCCAGUUGGUGAUUACCACGUGGUGUGGGAGGAAGAAAUCCCUACCCAUUUGAUCACAGAAGUCUUCUGUGUUGAUGAUUGUUGUGGUAUGACAGUAGAGGAAAAACCUGGUUAGCAAGAGUUUUCC
This is a messenger RNA of Pan troglodytes (chimpanzee), 2047 nucleotides long. RefSeq names its product olfactory receptor family 5 subfamily T member 2 (gene OR5T2). NCBI's taxonomy places the organism in Eukaryota, Metazoa, Chordata, Mammalia, Primates, Hominidae. The record is from RefSeq and is a predicted model, not a curated record. Gene Ontology annotation, biological process: G protein-coupled receptor signaling pathway. The coding region runs from base 159 to 1238 and encodes 359 amino acids. The transcript is spliced from 2 exons. Gene Ontology annotation, molecular function: olfactory receptor activity; G protein-coupled receptor activity. Gene Ontology annotation, cellular component: membrane.